AGCGCCCAUCUCCCCCUCCUCUAUUUUUCUAGUCUGGUGGUGGCGGACGGAGAGCAAGCUUCAAAAGCAAAGCAUAAAACCAGGCGCGACGGUUUAAAAGCUUCCCAGCCGCCGCCUCUGCAUGAGCUUUCUUUGCCGCCUGGAAAACGCCCCACUCGCCUGAAUCAAUGACUCAGACUCUGCUCGCCGCAGAGCGUGGCGGGGCUGAAGUUCCCGCCGGGCGGACCGUGGUGGUCGGGGUGAAGUUGGACUCCCGGAGCAGAGAGUUGCUCACUUGGGCUCUCGUUAAGGUCGCGCAGCCCGGUGAUAGCGUCGUUGCGCUUCAUGUUCUCGGCGACAACGAAAUCGUGGAUCACGAAGGGAAGUCUUCUCUUCUCUCGCUGGUUAAGGCAUUUGACUCUAUUCUCGCCGUUUAUGAUGGUUUCUGUAACUUAAAACAGGUCGAUCUCAAGCUUAAGAUCUGCAGAGGUUCAUCCAUACGAAAAAUUCUAGUUCGUGAAGCCAAGUCUUAUUUUGCUACUCAUUUUAUAGUAGGAACUGCUAUAAAUCAUCAUACUAUCCGUUCAUCAGCCUCUGUCGCCAAGUACUGUGCAAAAAAGCUGCCAAAGGAUUGCUCAAUAAUUGCUGUUGAUAAUGGGAAAGUUGUGUUUGAGAGGGAAGCGCCUUCAAGGUCUAGCUAUCGUGCAAAAGGAAUCGAUGAUCAUGGCCGACCCCGGUUGUUUAGUGCCAUUCAGAGGUCUAGAAAUAAGAAUUCCAAAGUACCGGACAACCUCAACGUGAAUCAGAAUCGAACUUGUGAAAAUUUGGAGCAGAAAAGAAGUGAUCAGGGCAAUAAAAAUUUGGGAAUGGCCUUAAUAAAAACAGGGUCUAGUUGUGCAGAGAGUUUCUUGAAACACGAGUGUUCUAACUGUUCCAUAGAUUCUGUUUUUCUGGAAAAAUCUUGCAUCCCGUCAACCGAGGGGUCUACUGGCGACGAUGAUGUGGACAAUUCAAGGGCAAUAGUACCUGUAGAGAAGGCAGAGGCUGCUGCAGGCUCAAUUACGUUGUUGAUAAGAGAAUUGCCUGAACAAAGACCUGGUUGGCCGCUUCUUCGUCGAGCCACUUUAUCAGAUCACAAAGCUUCAGACCAGCAUUCAGCAAAGCAGAUCUCUGUGGUUAAAUGGGCAAUGCAAUUGCCCGGAAGACACUACUUGCUUGGUGCAGACUCAAAGCAAAGUACUUGCAAUGAAAAGGGAAAUCCAACUUCGGAACUAGAUGGGGAAAGUGGUGCAAUUGUUCCUAUUGGUACCGAGACUAUGUCCGCUUCAUCUUAUCCAAGCGGCAGUUCAAGAGGCCUACCUGAAGAAUUGGAGGGACUUCAUGAGAAGUACUCUGCAACUUGCAGAUUGUUCAAAUACCAGGAGCUUCUACAGGCGACAUCUAAUUUUAUGCCAGAGAACUUGGUUGGAAAAGGAGGUAGCAGUCAGGUUUACAGAGGUUGCCUUCCUGAUGGCAAGGAACUUGCUGUGAAAAUCCUGAAGCCGUCUGAAGAUAUAUUAAAAGAAUUCACAUUGGAAAUUGAGAUUCUUACUGCCUUGCAUCACAAGAACAUCAUCUCACUUUUUGGAUUCUGUUUUGAGGAUGGCCAUCUUCUCCUGGUUUAUGAUUUCCUAUUGAGGGGAAGCCUGGAAGAAAACCUUCAUGGUAAUAAGAAGGAUCCUCAUGUAUUUGGUUGGGGUGAGAGGUAUAAGGUGGCUAUUGGUGUAGCUGAGGCACUGGAAUAUCUACACAGCGAGAGUGCUAAACACGUGAUCCACAGGGAUGUGAAAUCAUCUAACAUACUACUGGCUGAUGAUUUUGAGCCCCAGCUGUCAGAUUUUGGACUAGCUAAGUGGGCAUCAACAGUCUCAUCUCAUAUUACAUGCACAGAUGUUGCAGGGACCUUCGGUUACUUGGCUCCAGAAUAUUUUAUGUAUGGUAAAGUUAAUGAGAAGAUCGAUGUAUACGCAUUUGGAGUUGUUCUUCUUGAGCUUCUUUCAGGAAGAAAGCCUAUAAGUAAUGACCAUCCAAAGGGCCAAGAGAGCCUGGUUAUGUGGGCCAAACCAAUUCUAAAUGGUAGAAAGGUUGCCCAACUAUUAGAUCCAAGCCUGGGCAGCAACUAUGAUGAGGACCAGAUGGAGGUGAUGGUUUUAGCUGCUACUCUCUGUAUCAAACAUGCACCACGAGCUCGACCUCAGAUGUGCAUUGUCUCAAAACUCCUGAAGGGCGAUCCCGAGGUAACUAAGUGGGCAAGGCUGCAGGUUAAUUCUUGUGACAUGCUGGAUGAUGAGGCCUUUCCAUGUCCAAAUAUCCAGUCCCAUCUCUACCUUGCAUUGCUGGACGUGGACGAAGAUUCUCUCUCCACGAGCAGCAUCGAUCAAAGCGUUUCACUGGAGGACUAUUUGCAGGGCCGGUGGAGCCGCUCAUCGAGCUUUGACUGAAUAACCCACCCCAAACCACAAAUGAAGCAAGAUGGUAGCGGUACUAAACAUCGGGCCUUCUUGUUUGCGAUUCUUUUGUAUAUUUGCUUUUGCUGGCUUCUCCUUUUUUUCUGUCUGUUGUCUUCAUCACACCACAUCAGCCUUUUUGCCUGGGUUGAGCAACUGGGGGACUUGGAUGAGAGGUUGUCUGCAAAUGUUCCCUCCUCCUCCCCCACACGGUGGUCAAUACAAACAUGUAUGUUAGUUAGUUUCCUGCAAUAUUUGUUUCAGCUCAGCAGCUCUCAUCCUCAAUCCAAACUGAUGAGACCUGAGUUUGCUAAAGGUUGUAACAUUGCUGUUGCUACUUGCUAUUUUAAGAAGGCUAAUAUAAAGUUUGAUACUUGAUUC
Molecule: messenger RNA, 2846 nt
Organism: Diospyros lotus (date-plum)
Lineage: Eukaryota; Viridiplantae; Streptophyta; Magnoliopsida; Ericales; Ebenaceae
Product: protein kinase STUNTED
Exons: 10
Coding region: 168-2459 (763 amino acids)
Biological process (GO): protein phosphorylation
Molecular function (GO): ATP binding; protein kinase activity
Source: RefSeq, a predicted model, not a curated record